AUGUCUGAGCCCAUCAGGAAUAAGAAGCCCGACUUCCCGGUUGCUCCAACCCCGCAAAACACGCCGGCCAACAAUGCUCCCAUCUCAUCUCACGCUCAGCAGCCUGGUGUGUCCAGCAUCAAGGAAGAACCCUUGGAUACCGCGGCGGCCGCCUCUCUCUUUGCCCGGAACCCGGCUCUGAUCAACAUGAUCCAGGGCAAGCUUGGUCAGCUAGUCGGCCGCUCAUCCGGCUACAUCGAGUCCCUUCCCCCGGUCGUCCGCCGCCGUGUGGCCGGUCUUAAGGGCAUCCAGAAGGAGCACUCCAAGCUGGAGGCUCAACUCCAGGAGGAGAUUCUGGAGCUCGAGAAGAAGUACUUUGGCAAAUUCACCCCUCUGUACGAGCGCCGUGCCACCAUCGUGAACGGUGGUGUCGAGCCUACCGAGGAAGAGGUCGAGGCCGGAAAGGAGGACGAGGAGGAAGAUGAGGAGGAGACCAAGGAGGCCGAGGAGGAGACCAAGGAGGAGGGUGAGCCCACGAACGGUAUCCCCGAGUUCUGGCUCUCUGCCAUGAAGAACCAGAUCUCGCUCGCCGAGAUGAUCACCGAGCGCGACGAGGAGGCCCUCAAGUCGCUCACCGACAUUCGCAUGGAGUACCUCGACCAACCUGGAUUCCGCCUCAUCUUCGAGUUCGCCGAGAACGAGUUCUUCACCAACAAGACCAUCGCCAAGACCUACUACUACAAGGAUGAGAGCGGCUACGGUGGCGACUUCAUCUACGAUCACGCCGAGGGCUCCAAGAUUGACUGGAAGGAUGAUAAGGAUCUGACUCUCCGCCUGGAGAGCAAGAAGCAGCGCAACAAGAACACCAAGCAGACCCGCGUUGUCAAGAUCAGUGUGCCCACCGAGUCCUUCUUCAACUUCUUCUCCCCGCCUCAACCACCCGUCGAGGAUGAUGAUGACGAGUCCAUUGCUAGCGACAUCGAGGAGCGUCUGGAGCUGGACUACCAGCUGGGUGAGGAUAUCAAGGAGAAGCUGAUUCCCCGUGCGAUCGACUGGUUCACCGGCGAGGCUCUGCAGUUCGAGGAGCUGGGUGAGGAGAUCGACCCCGAUGACUUUGAAGAUGAGGACGACGAGGAUGAGGACGAGGACGAUGAUGAGGAUGAGCGAGGAUCUGACCGGGAUGUGGAUGAUGACUCGGACGAAGAGGAUGGUUCCUCCAAGCCCAAGAAGGAGGCCGCCGAGUGCAAGCAAAACUAG
Messenger RNA from Penicillium cataractarum, 1236 nucleotides. RefSeq names its product histone chaperone NAP1 (gene nap1). Gene Ontology annotation, cellular component: nucleus; chromatin. The coding region runs from base 1 to 1236 and encodes 411 amino acids. Lineage: Eukaryota; Fungi; Ascomycota; Eurotiomycetes; Eurotiales; Aspergillaceae. Gene Ontology annotation, biological process: nucleosome assembly. The record is from RefSeq and is a predicted model, not a curated record. The transcript is spliced from 5 exons. Gene Ontology annotation, molecular function: histone binding; chromatin binding.